GUAGAUAUGCGUUCGGUGACGAAGUUAAUCCAUUCGUGGCCGAGAAAAUCGCCAUAGGGAGAAUUUCUGCCCUCGCGCGCUCGCAGAAAUUCCUUUCGCCAUAAUUGGGUACGCUUACACCGUGGAGGGUGACGAUUUUGAUGUCAUGUGUUCGAUCUGGUGAUAUUAAUUUGCUAUUGGAAUAUAGAUGGGUGUGGUGACGUCGUCGGUGGCGGCGAAGUUUGCGUUCUUUCCUCCGGAUCCGCCGUCGUACGGAGUAAAGGUUGAUGAGAAGACGGGGAAUUUGCGGAUGACAGGGGUGGAGGAGAAGGAAAACGUCGACGUUGUCAGGUUGAAGACGAAGAGAGAGACGGAAAUCGUGGCGUUGUACGUGAAGAAUCCAUCGGCGAAGAUGACAAUGUUGUAUUCUCACGGAAACGCAGCUGACAUAGGGCAGAUGCUCGACCUCUUCAGUGAGCUCAGUAUCCAUCUUCGACUCAAUUUAAUGGGGUAUGAUUAUUCGGGGUAUGGGCAGUCGACGGGCAAGCCAACGGAGCAAAACACGUAUGCUGAUAUAGAAGCUGCAUAUGAAUGUCUUAAAAAGACUUAUGGGAUAAAAGAAGAAGAUAUAAUACUAUACGGACAGUCUGUCGGGAGUGGGCCUACGUUGGAUUUGGCAUCUCGUUUGCCCCGAUUAAGGGCUGUUGUUCUUCACAGUCCGAUUCUAUCCGGGCUCAGAGUUAUGUAUCCUGUUAAACGAACAUAUUGGUUUGACAUUUACAAGAAUAUUGACAAAAUCCCGUUGGUACAAUGUCCAGUCUUGGUUAUUCAUGGCACCGACGACGAUGUUGUAGAUUGUUCCCACGGUAAGCAGCUCUGGGAGCUGAGUAAAGAGAAAUACGAUCCUCUGUGGGUGAAAGGCGGAAACCAUUGCGAUUUAGAGUUCUACCCGGAAUACAUUAAACAUUUGAAGAAGUUCGUAUCAUCUGUUGGAAAAUCGGGACACCUUAGGAAUGGCGAUCAGACAGGAAGCACUUCGAACAGCAGCGAUUGAGGACAGGACAGGACAGGACAAAUGGUGAUCAGUGUAAGAUGUCGAAUUCGAGCAAAGAUUGUGUACAGAAUCCUACGCCGGAGAGGCGAGUUUGGCCGGAAAUAAUUGUAAUCGAUCCGCCGGAGCACGAGGAUCGGCUUGGGUUCAUUCCAUCAUUAACUGUGAGAUAUGUUUUUUUUUUUUUUUUUUUUUGGGUUAUAGGUAAAUUAUUUGAAGUGUAUAUUAUGGUUGUUGUAUGUAUGUAUGUAUUUAGUUAUCAAAGAUGUGUAUUUAUAAUGAUCGAAUACGUGUGAAAAAGAAA
Andrographis paniculata is the source of this 1334-nucleotide messenger RNA. RefSeq lists its product as uncharacterized. NCBI's taxonomy places the organism in Eukaryota, Viridiplantae, Streptophyta, Magnoliopsida, Lamiales, Acanthaceae. The coding region runs from base 188 to 1033 and encodes 281 amino acids. The record is from RefSeq and is a predicted model, not a curated record. The transcript is spliced from 5 exons.